Molecule: messenger RNA, 1071 nt
Organism: Tetrahymena thermophila SB210
Lineage: Eukaryota; Ciliophora; Oligohymenophorea; Hymenostomatida; Tetrahymenidae
Exons: 1
Source: RefSeq, a predicted model, not a curated record
AUGUAAGAAGCUUAGAAAAAGUAUAAAUUAUUUAACUUAAGUGAAUAGCAUUUAGUAGAAAAUAGUCAAAACGAAUUAAGUUUUUUGCACAUAGGGUUCUCUUCAAACAGAAUUAAGUUAUCAAUGCAGACUUCUGAUUGUCUUACUUAAAAUGAUGUUUUAAGAGAUGAUCCAUUCCAACUUUAUAUAGAAGACAAAUAGCUUAAAAAAGACUUCAGCCUUACAGAAAUCAAAAAGGAAAAAAAUGAACCAAAUAAAAAUUAGAUUAAUAUUUUCUACCAUUAUGAUAAGCUAAGAAUAUUUGAUAACAUUUACUUUAAAUACUCAACUUAUAACAAACAGUCAAUCAAAUUAUUUACAGUAAAAGAUUAUCAUGAGAUAGGAAAUUUAAAGUGUAAAUUUAUUGGAAAGUUUAAGUUUUAAGAACUUUCACAUAACAUCUUAAACAUUAUUUGCUUUUUUCUUCUUCCGCAUGAAUCACUGAAUUUAUUUUUGACCUUCAAAUCGAAUAGCUUGAACAGAGUUAUGCAAGAAUCUACUAUUUGGAAGUAAUAUGCCAAAUAUUUAGAAUUUGAGUAUAAUGAUGAAGAAAUCAACAGAGAGACUUUCUUUCUAUUGUAUAGAAAAAGGUAACUUGGAUUUUAGCUUGAAUAAUGCAAAAGCGUUUACAGGCAAUACGAUGAACAUUAUUAAUGCCAAAUUAAGAAGAUUAGCUUUAGAAAAACAAAUAUUUAGAUUGAUUUUAGGGCUGAAGGAUACUAUUAUCGUCGUUAGUUAUCAAAUAUUUUGAGUUCUAAGUUAUCAGUGAAUAAUAGAUAUUUGAAUCUUUUAAUUGACUAGAGUAUUUUUAAAGAAGAAAAUAAUAAUUAAUCAAAGUAAAUUUAUGAUGGCUUUCUUAUUUACUAAAAGCCUGCAUAAUUGAAAAUUAUUCCAAAUAUGGAAUUUUUUUUUUAAUUUGGGCAAAAUGGACACUCAGAAACAAAAAUCUUCUAAAUAACUAAUGAUAAAUUGAGAAAAUUUGAAUUAUUUUAGCUUAUUGACAAAACAUAUUUAAAAUAGUUUAAAAUUUGA